This is a messenger RNA of Silurus meridionalis, 6223 nucleotides long. RefSeq names its product protein bicaudal D homolog 1-like. The transcript has 7 exons. Lineage: Eukaryota; Metazoa; Chordata; Actinopteri; Siluriformes; Siluridae. Gene Ontology annotation, biological process: protein localization to organelle; regulation of microtubule cytoskeleton organization; positive regulation of receptor-mediated endocytosis. Gene Ontology annotation, molecular function: dynein intermediate chain binding; cytoskeletal adaptor activity; dynactin binding. The record is from RefSeq and is a predicted model, not a curated record. Bases 534 to 3602 code for a protein of 1022 amino acids. Gene Ontology annotation, cellular component: cytosol; Golgi apparatus.
GAGAAGAUUAGUGGAUUGGAGGAUGAGGGGUGAGAAAAUGAGUGAAUGGGAAGAUGAGGGUAUGAGAGGGUGAGUGGAUGUGAGGAUGAGGGGUGAGAGGAUGAGGGGGUGAGAAGAUUAGUGGAUGUGAGGAUGAGAGGUGAGAGGAUGAGAGGACGGGAGGAUGAGAUCAGCAUCCCUCAGAUGAUGUGCAGGAUGUAGACUCCAAGGAUGCUGUGACGUCACUGAAACGCGGAUGGAAGGCAAGUUCGGAUGCUACUUUGCAGCGAUGGCGUCCGAGUCUCCAUGAAUAAGCAGAAAAAGAAGAAGAAGAAAUAAUGGCACGUCGCAGAGAGCCCGCAGCGAGGGAGAUGUAAAGUCGCUUCUUUUUAAAGCAAUGCCCGAACGUCCUUGUCGGUGUUUAAACCUGUGAUUGGGGGAGAGCCGGCCCGGGCUGGAUGUCUGAUCCCGCGCGUCCGCCUCCCUGCUCCUGACGGUAACACGGCAGCGCAGGAGGCGGCAGAACGGUGCGAGAAGGUCGGCGGGGAACCGCGAUGGCUGCGGGCGGAGGGCGCGAUGGAACGGUGGACUCCGAAGUCGAGCGCCUCACCCACGAGCUCGCCGAAGCAAACCGGGAGAAGGUCCGCGCCGCUGAAUGCGGACUCGCGGUGCUGGAGGAGAACCAAGCCCUAAAGCUGCAGUACGCUGAACUCGAAGCCGAGCAGGAGACCCUGAGACGGGAGCUGGAACAUCUACAAGAGGCCUUUAGCCAGGCAUACUCUACCCAGAGGAAAGUCGCAGAGGAUGGUGAGACCAACGAGGAAGCACUCCUUCAGGAGUCGGCCACCAAGGAGGCGUAUUACGUAAGCCGUCUGCUGAAUCAGCAGACUGAACUGAAGCACACUCGCUGUCAGGCCUCCAACACACAGGCAGAGAAUGAACGACUUGGCACCAUCUUGCAGGAAAUUCGAGAGAACAAUGACAUGCUGGAUAUACAGAGGAGCAGGUUGAGAGAAGAAGUGAGAGAGUAUAAGUUCCGAGAGGCUCGGCUGCUCCAGGACUACACCGAGCUGGAGGAGGAGAACAUCACACUCCAAAAAUUAGUGUCAACACUCAAACAGAACCAGGUGGAGUAUGAAGGCCUAAAACAUGAGAUUAAGGUCUUGGAGGAGGAGACAGUCUUGCUGAAUAGCCAGUUAGAGGAUGCAUUGCGCCUGAAGGAUAUCUCGGAGAGUCAACUGGAGGAGGCACUUAAUGCUCUGAAGAGUGAACGUGAGCAAAAGAACAGCCUGCGUAAGGAGAUAGCACAUCACCUCACCCUGUGUGACGGACCGUUCUCUUCAGCCAGUGCCCAUUUGAUGGCCCUCAGUUCAGCACCUCCAAGUGGCAGUGCCACGCCUACUGCUGCCACUUCUCCAGGCAGCGAGGAUGGUGGAAAAUGCAAUGGACUUCUGCUACAGGGUUCAGCUGUUAAAGCACUGGGUCGACUAAAUGGGGAGUUUAGAGGAGCAGGUCAGAGAAAACAGAGCGACUCCACUCCUGACCUCUUUAGUGAGCUUCACCUCAAUGAGAUUCAGAAACUCAAACAACAACUGCAGCAGGUGGAGCAGGAGAAAACAUCUGCACUGAAUUGCCUUCAGGAGUGUGAGACACAGCUACGACACACUCAGUGUGCUCUAAAUGAACAAUUUGAGAGGGCAAAGCACCUCCAACAGCAAGUUAGUACACGACACCAGCACGGAAGUGCCACGGAAACUGGCGAUGAGGACAAGGUGAAGGCAGAGCUAAAAGGCUCAUCAUGGGCUUGUGAUGACCUAGAGCACCUGGGCCUGGAACUAUUGCAGUGUAAGUACAAAUUAGCAGUGGCAGAGGUAGUAAGUCUUAAUGGUGAGCUGAAGGAUCUUCAGGAGAGGCAUAAAGAAUGUGUGGAGCAGGCAGCACGGGCAGAGGAACAUGCCCAGGUUCGACUAAAGACUCUUGAAGCACAGGUGGCUUGCCUGGAUUGCAGCUGUCGUGAGAAAAGAGAGAAGGAAGCAGCACUUCAGCGGGAACUAAAGAAAGUUAGUGAUUCUGCAUUGGAAUACCACAACAUCCUGGCUACAGCCCAAGAGGAGCUGACCACCUUCAGCGAGGAACUGGCACAGCUUUACCAUCAUGUCUGCUUGUGCAACAAUGAAACACCAAAUCGCGUAAUGCUGGAUUAUUACCGCCAGGGCCGAACUCCGCCACGUGCUAUGUCCACAAGUCUUAAAGCACAAGAUGACCAUCGGGUCCUCUUGACGCCAAGGUUGGCACGUCGCUUGGCAGCUAUCAAUGCUGCCACAUCUUCCACCUCAACUCCAAGUGACUCACAGAGCCCGACAGACUCGCCCUCCAAAGAUGCCCUCAAUUCAGAUGACAGCCCAGUGCGCACAGGUGUGAGCUCCUCUGCUGUCAGUGCCUCAUCAUCAUCAUCAUCCCCAGCACCUGAUUCGCCUGCAGGCUCAGACACACGGCGGGAGCCGAUUAACCUCCACCCCCUGAAUGCUAUUAUACGAGAUCAAAUCAAGCAUUUGCAAAAGGCCGUGGACUGCUCGCUGCAGCUGUCUCGCCAAAGAGCCGCUGUCCGUGAGCUUGCACCACUCUUUGAUAAGGAAAAAGAGGCUUGUAUGGAAGAAAUUCUGAAGCUUAAGUCCCUGCUGAGCACCAAGAGGGAGCAGAUUGCCACCCUGCGCUUGGUGCUUAAAGCCAACAAACAGACAGCAGAAAUGGCCCUGUCGAACCUGAAAAGCAAGUAUGAGACUGAGAAAAACAUGGUGACUGAGACCAUGAUGAAGCUGCGUAAUGAACUGAAGGCACUAAAAGAAGAUGCUGCCACAUUUUCCUCACUAAGAGCCAUGUUUGCCACACGUUGUGAUGAGUAUUUAACUCAACUGGAUGAGAUGCAGAGGCAGCUUGCAGCAGCUGAGGAUGAGAAGAAGACCCUGAACUCUCUUCUUCGUAUGGCCAUUCAGCAAAAACUGGCAUUAACGCAACGUCUGGAGGACUUGGAGUUCGACCAUGAGCAAUCGUACCGUCCCCGCAUGGGCAAGCUGUCCAAAUUGAGGACCACACCAAAAGUAAGUGGAACAGUCACCUUGCCCCUUCCUGACACCUCAUCCACAGUAGCUGAGGCAAUUGCAGAAACCUCAGCUCUCUCUUCCCCUAUCGUAGCCACUCCCUUGCUCUGCUCUGACCCAGGCAGCCCCCCUUCACUGGAAGCCCCUUCAUCUCCAGCUUCAUCAUUUUCUUCCUCCUGGACUCCCCCAGUAACUCCCUACAGCCGGGGCCACACCCACUGGACUGUGGGUAUGCGGGCAAACAUGGUGGAGCCACACUCCCAUGUUGUCAAUGUGUCCCGACCCACCAGCUUGACCCCUUGCUAUGCAGUUGAGUCACGCUACUCAUCGGGUUCACUUCCCCCCUCCCCCUAUCGUUCGCCCAUCCUGGGCAGUUAUCGCUCCACCUGGAGUUCGCCCAGAUCUCGUCCACUCUCCACAGUCCUAACGCACCCCACUCACACAACCAGAUACACUUCCCCAACUUUCUCCUCCUAUGGCCAAUCAUACGCAAGAAAUUACACUUCUCAACACCCUCGCUACUGAAGGCUCAGCAAAGGUGGCACAGACAGGAGGACAGACUGGUUUCUUAUUUUUUUAUAGUUUCCACUGCACUCUGCAUCUUUGAUGACUGUUUUCUGCUCAGGGAUUUUGUGGAGCACAAACGGCUUUACCUUCCUCCAAGAGACAUUUAAUCACUCCUCAGAACACUGUUCGCUGUUCCUGACCUCUCUUGCAGUUCAUUCUGAAGUGAACUUGGUGGGCCUUUUCAGUGAAAGCCUCUAAAAAUGCAGAGAUUACUUUUACUUUCAAAUUUUAAAUUGGACUUUAUGUCAGCUGUUUUGCUUUAAGGCAUUGAUGUCUUGUUUAAUCACUUGUUAAAUCAUACUAUUUACAUAGAGGGGUUUGAAAGUGUCUUAUUAAUUACUGAACCAAGAAAUAUGCACUGUAAAAUCCAUCACUGUGUAACAGCUGUAUUUAUUUAGCUUUUUUUAUACAUAUAUAUGAGAACAGACGAGGGAUUUUUAUGCAAGUUAGCCAUUUUAGUAAAAUUCUGUUGAACAAAAGCAAGUUUAUUUUUAGCCUUGGUUUGUGUUUUACACUGUCAUUCUAGCGAGCUGUCCUUUGCUACAAAAAUAGAUUUUUCUUUCUGUAUUUUUUAUUAUUCCUUUUUUUUUUUAUCUGAGUCAGUCACACAUGGCACAUGCUUCACCCCAUUUUCAUUUAAACAAGUACAAAACAGUACCUAAUAGAAGCAUAGAGGUGGGAAAUUUUUAUUUAAAAUGUAAUAUGCAGAAUGGCAGUGCAAUAUUUGAAAUGAAAUGUAUUUCUAUAAUUAAAUUUAACAUUUUCCAUUAUCAUAUGUGUAAAGUUUGGUGUCAAAAAAGAAAAAUGAAAAUGUCAUGAAAAUGAAAGUUCUAUAAUUUAUAUUUGCCAUUUCCAACAGUAGUUUUAAUAUGCAAAUUACAUACUAAUUUUAACACUUUAUAAGAUGUGAAAUUAAAAUGAAAAUGUAUUACCAAUAUUGAUUUGAUAUUGGUAACAUGGGUAACAUGUCCAUGCCUAAAUCUUAACAAAAUUAUCAUUUAAAUGUUAUUAGUCCUAAAUGCAUUUAGACUUAUGGUUAGGACACUUUCAAUUUCAUAAUAAUGCAGUUUGAUAUUUGUAGCAAAAUUCAGUGUUUCAAAAUGCAUUCUAAAUCAAAGGUAUAGCAAAAAGGUAGCAAAACGCCUUUUUAAUGCAUUGACACUUACACUUAAGACAUAAAAAAAUGCAUUUUCAAUUAACACCCUACGGUGAAUGUAGUUAAGUUGAUGUGGUUUUAAAAAUACAUUCAGAAGUGACCACACCCACCCUCCAUAAUGGCUGCCCAAGCACUGGAGCAGCAAAUUGUCCCGUUGUUUUGUCCAAAACGAGCGUUUCUCAUAUAUACAAUGGACUUCAAAUGUGAUCCUCUGAAUGCAUUUUUUAUUUUAAUUGUAAAUUCAAUUUUAAGUGUUAAAAUUAGCAUGUCAUUUACAUAUUAAAUCCGCUGUUGGAAAUGGCAAAUGUACAUUAUAUACCAAACUUUGCACAUAUAACAAUUAAAAAUGUAAAUUUUAAUAUAGAAAUACAUUUCCAUUUUGAAUACUGCAUUUCUAUUUUGCAUAUUAGAUUUUUAAUUGAAUUGUGCGACAUCUAUGCUCCAAAAACCAGUUGCCAUAAGUGUUUGACACAUUGCUUAGCUUUCAUUUGCGCCGAGCAUUUCAUGAUAAAAAAGCAAUGAAACAGGGUGAGCACAGUGGCUGCACUGAGUAAACAUAGAAAUAAUGUCUGAAACAUUUCACUGAAGGAAGUAGAGACUUUACAUUGAAUGUAAUCUUUAUUAAGUGAUACCUAAUAUGUCGAAUAUACAAGCAAAUCUCAGGGAAUAACGUUCUUGGUCUGGUAUUGGUGACAGAAGGCAGCAUAAGUAGCUUAAGUUAUUUGAACCAUAAACAGUGUCCUAUUUCUUUUACUUUUUCUUUUUUUUUUCAUAAUUUGAGAUUAUUUACAGGAUUCCAUGAACCUGUUUUUUUAAUCAAAUUGGUUUAACAUUCAUUUAAUAUUUGUGUUAAUGUAGUAGUGUCACACAGCAUUGUCUUCAAAUUUCAGUUUUGUUAAGUUUACCAUUGCAUUAUUUUUAUAAUUAUUGAUUAGCAAGUGCUUUAUUAGCAUCAUAUAUCAAACAAUAUUCUAUCCCACCAAAGACACUGGCCUUUAUAUCCUAUAAACUUUUGCUCAUGCAAUUUAGACCAGUUUUGUCCUGCUGUCUGAACUCACAGGGAGACUGAAGCAUUUGACUGAAACAAGCUCCCAGUUUCCACCUUGUCCAGCUCGACAUACUCCACUAAUCAACACAUUUUGUGGAUUUGUUCAAUGUUCUUAUGUUGUGUUUAUGUGUAUGUACUGUACAAUGUUGUGAUAAUGCUAUUGUGUGUAGUUUGUUUGGCUGGAGGUCAGAUUGGGAGGAACGGCAGCCUCGAUUUCAAAUAAUCUCUUAGUGCUUUUGUUUGGCUCCACAUGCUCAGUGUUUUUUUUUCCCCGUCCAAUUAAGACAGAAUCCAUUCAGAGAAACCUUUCAGACCUCCUUCCUGUGGCACCUCUUUCACACACACACACAGACACACAGACACACACACACACAC